This is a messenger RNA of Clarias gariepinus (North African catfish), 8275 nucleotides long. RefSeq names its product Rho GTPase activating protein 35a (gene arhgap35a). Gene Ontology annotation, molecular function: GTPase activity; GTP binding. The coding region runs from base 917 to 5530 and encodes 1537 amino acids. The transcript is spliced from 7 exons. The record is from RefSeq and is a predicted model, not a curated record. NCBI's taxonomy places the organism in Eukaryota, Metazoa, Chordata, Actinopteri, Siluriformes, Clariidae. Gene Ontology annotation, biological process: signal transduction.
CACACACACUCUGGCAGGAUCGCGUAGGUUGUGUGGAAGUCAGCUCGGAUCUGCGCUCGCGGAGGAAGACUUGGCCGCUGUCGGCUUUUAGAGGCGCUUUAGGAAGGGACGCGCAGAAGUCGGGAUGUUUUUUGGGACACAACAAAGGAAAUAAGAAGAAGUGGUGAAAAGAGCGUGUUGGACGCAGGGAACACACACACACAACCCGACACCACUCUCUCUCUCUCUCUCUCUCUCUCAACGCCCCCCUCCUUUCCCAGCAGAAACACAGGGAGAGCGAGAUCCGGACAUUCCGGCUUGUUUUUCUUCACUGUUUGAUUCUCCUGUGUCUGUUUUAGUAACAAUAACAGCAACACAAAUACUAAAUCACGAAAACUUUUCAUGGAUUCACCAUUGUGAGACGGACAGCUACAAAAAACAAACUAAGAAGAAAAAAAAACAGGAGAUAAUGAAAUUUCUGUGAUUAGAGGAGAAGUGUGAUUUCUGCUCUUACUGAACCAAAAGGAGAGAAAAAGGAGUGGAGGAGACAGACAGACAGACAGACAGGAAUGCUGUGGAAUAUAAUCAAGCUGGACAAACCCAAGACGUUGUGGAUGGACCCUUGAGAAGACAUGGGCUUGGAUAGUUCUGCCUCAGUCACACCCAUUUAAAUUCACCUUGGAGCUUUUUUGUCUUCUUCACAAAACCCCAAAUACCCACAGCCCCCCAUUUUGCACUACAAAUAUUCUGCACUCUGAGGUUUUUCUGAUAAGUGCACAAAUGACUCUGUAUUUAAGAUUUAGCCACUAAGAGUAUAGAAUAAACUGUCCUCAGUGCACCAGUAGACCUUAUUAAUCCUAAAUGUGCUAGAAUAGCAACCCAGUAGCUUUCCAAAUAAAGCUUCUGGGAAUGGCAAGAUGAGUGGCUUCAAACGAUAAUGAUGGCAAAAAAACAAGAUCCCCGGACACCAACCUACAACCUGGUUGUAGUAGGUUUGUCCGGGACUGAAAAAGAGAAAGGGCAAUGUGGAGUAGGAAAGUCCUGCCUUUGUAAUCGCUUUGUACGCCCCAGUGCUGAUGAUUUUUAUUUGGACCACACUUCUGUUCUGAGCACUAGUGACUUUGGUGGUCGAGUAGUAAACAAUGACCAUUUUUUGUUUUGGGGUGAGGCAUCACGAUCAUUGGAGGAGGGACCUGAAUGCCGGAUGCAUGUGGUGGAGCAGACAGAGUUCAUUGAUGACCAAACGUUUCAACCACAUCGAAGCACUGCACUGCAGCCUUACAUUAAGAGGGCAGCUUCAACCAAACUGGCAUCUGCUGAAAAGCUCAUGUAUUUCUGUACUGAUCAGUUAGGACUUGAACAAGACUUUGAGCAAAAACAAAUGCCUGAAGGAAAGCUUCUUGUGGACGGGUUCCUUCUUUGUGUUGAUGUAAGCAGGGGAAUGAACCGUAAUUUUGAUGACCAGAUGAAGUUUGUUUCCAAUCUGUACAACCAGUUAGCCAAGACUAAGAAACCAGUUGUACUCAUAUUGACCAAGUGUGAUGAGGGAGUUGAGCGAUAUAUUAAAGACUCUCACACCUUUGCUCUAGCCAAGAAAAAUUUGCAGGUAGUUGAGACUUCAGCACGUUCUAACGUCAAUGUUGACCUUGCCUUCCUCACCCUAGUGCAGCUCAUAGAUAAGAGUCGUGGAAAACCGAAGAUCAUACCCUACUUUGAGGCUCUGAAGCAGCAGAGUCAGCAAAUAGCUUCUGCUAAGGACCGCUAUGAAUGGCUUGUCAGUUGCAUUGUGAAGAACCACAAUGAAACAUGGCUCAAUAUCAACCGUAGAAUGCAAACUUCCUCUGAAUACAAAGAGUAUGUCUUCCUUGAGGGUACUUCCAAAGCCAAAAAAUUAUUUCAACAACAUGUGCACAGGCUCAAACAGGAGCACAUAGAAAAACGGCGCAAGAUGUAUUUAAGUACACUUCCACAGGCUCUGUUUACUUUGGUACCAGAUUUAGAUGAGAUUGAUCACUUGAGCUGGUCAGGAGUACAGAAAGUUCUGGAGACAAAGCGAGGGUUUUCUCAGUGGUUUGUUAUAUUAGAUGACACACCAUGGGAAACUACACCACAUAUAGAUAAUUUGGAAGAUGACCGCAUACCCCAGGAUCUUUUGGAGACACCAGCUGCAGAAGCUCUCUAUGAAACUCACUUGGAGAACCUGCGAAAUGAGAGAAAACGAGCAGAAAUGCGUCAAGAAUUCAAAGAGAAACUGGUUUCGUCACCAUUUGUCACUCCUGGCAAGCCUUGGGAAGAGGCUCGCAGCUUUAUAAUGAAUGAGGAGUUUUACCAGUGGCUAGAGGAACCUGAGUAUCUGGAUAUCUAUAACAGGCAUCAGAAGGAGAUUAUUGACCAAGCCAAAGAGGACUUCCAGGAGCUUUUGCUGGAGUAUUCUGAGCUGUUCUAUGAGCUUGAGGUAGAUGCUAAACCCAGUAAAGAGAAAAUGGGUGCCAUACAAGAAGUUCUUGGAGAGGAACAAAGAUUUAAGGCUCUUCAGAAACUUCAAGCAGAGAGGGAUGCUUUAGUACUCAAGCAUAUCCAUUUUGUCUACCACCCAACAAAGGAGACCUGCCCUAGUAGCCCUUACUGUGUGGACAGCAAGAUUGAGCAGAUCUUAGCCACAAGAUUUCCUACUCGGUAUACAUUUGAUGGCACCUUAAAGUCCCAGUAUGGUGAUGGAAAAGUAGAUAGGAUUAAUCUUGUAAUCCUUGGAAAAGAUGGACUUGCAAGGGAAUUAGCCAAUGAGAUCAGGGCAAUGUGCACCAGUGAUGACCGAUAUACACUGGAUGGAAAAACAUAUGAGCUGGCUCUGCGGCCUAUAGAAGGCAAUGUACGUUUGCCAGUUAAUUCUUUUUACACACCUACUUUUACCCCACAUGGAUGCCUCUGUCUUUACAACUCAAAAGAAUCAUUGUCCUAUGUUGUUGAAAGCAUUGAGCGACUUCGUGAAUCAACCAUUGGACGAAGGGAUAACAGCUUAGCACAGCUUCCCAUGUCACUUCUACUGGUCACCAAGAGAGGAGUUGGGUCAAUUGGGGAUAUUGGAGGAGAAACUGCCCAAAGUUUAAUAGUACAAGGGCAACAGGUAGCUGGGAAACUGCAGUGCACUUACUUGGAUCCUGCUUCUCCUGGUGCAGGUUAUGCACGCAAUUUAAAUGAAAAGCAGAUCAACCAAGUCCUUAAAAGCCUCUUGGAUCUACAGCGACCCUCUUGCAGUCUUGGAAGUGGCUCCCCUCCUUUGCCAAAUCCCCGUACCCGUUUUAGAGACUCUCAGACACAGCAGACUUCAGAAGCUGAUUUACAUGUUGUAAUGUGCGUCAUGUGUGGGGACAGUUAUGAUGUAGACCAACUUUUAUCACCCUUCUUACACUCUCAGCACUGUAGACCAUCUGCCAAUCUAUCUACUGGCACAUCCGUGUUGUUGGACCUUACUAUUGGUAGCCAGAGGCAGACCAUUGACCUAGCAGUGCUGUCAUAUCAUUCUACUUUUUCUUUACGCAAGAGUCGUUUGGUGCAUGGAUACAUUGCGGUAUACUCGGCAAAACGCAAAGCUUCAAUGGAAACCCUUUGUGCCUUCCUUUGUGAAGUGCAAGACAUUAUUCCUGUACAGCUGCUGGCAGUUGGGGAGAGUCAAGCAGAGCUAACAGAAUCUGAGGUAGCCCGUGAUCAGCUGAUCGAAGGGGAGGAAUUGGCUCAUGAAAUUGAGGGCCGUUUCACUUCUGUUGUCUGUGGAGCUGGCGGAGUAGUGGGUGGCCUGCAUCGAAUAGAUCUCUUCCAGCCCUUUUUAAAGGAGGUAGUUGAGAAAAAGACCAUCGUAGAAGCCACACACAUGUAUGACAAUGUAGCAGAGGCCUGCAGUACCAAUGAGAAUGUUCAUUCACCUCGUUGCGGGUCACCAAGCAUCCCCCUGAUGGACUCUGAAGAUGACGUUGAGCCCUCACCACUUUUCCCUAUCUGUAGAGAUGAUAGCACAUUGACUCAUGGCUUUAAGUUUUCUGACCUUGAAAAUACUGAUACCUUCAGUGUCAUUUCAGAAAUUAGCACCUUUGAAAGCAAGCUUAACAACAAGGUUCCACCACAGGUGCGACCCAAGCCUACAGUAACAUUUGGGAAAGUUCUUGGCCCGUACGUGGACCAUGGAGGUAACAGACGUUCAUUACCUUCAGUCACAUGGCCACCAAGCAAUGAUGGUGGUUAUGAUCCUUCUGAUUAUUCUGAGCCAGUAGAUGCUGUACCUAAGCCCCGGCCCACAGAAGAGGAAAACAUUUACUCAGUCCCACAUGACAGCACACAGGGUAAAAUCAUUACCAUUCGCAAUGCAAACAAGAGCCACUUUAACGGUGGGGGCAAUGGCUCGGACAGCGAGGCAGACAGCAGUUCCCUAGAGCGUCAGCGCAAGUUAUCUUCUCUUGGAGUUAAGCCACGAUUAUACCGUGAUCGCUCUAAACGUUUGGGCAAGUUCAGUAAUUUUCGCACAAGUUUCAUUGGCAGUGAUGAUGAGCUUGGAGGUCCACCCAAAACCAAAGAGGACGAGUUGGGAAUACAGAAAGGGGACAACUCCCUGAAUGAAGAGGGUGAAGACCCUAAGAAAAACAAACUGUUAAGAAGUCUGCGCAGGACUGGCAAGAAAACAAGGAUAAAGCCCCGCCCGUCUAUUUCUAAACAACCGGAGAGUAACUACUUUGGUGUGCCGUUGGCCAACGUGGUCUCACCGGAGCGUCCCAUCCCACUGUUUAUUGAGAAGUGCAUCCGUUACAUAGAAGCGACUGGUCUAAGCACAGAGGGAAUCUACAGGGUGAGCGGCAACAAAGCUGAGAUGGAGAGCAUGCAACGGCAAUUUGACCAAGAUUCCAACCUGGACCUGGUGGAAAAGGACAUCUCUGUGAACACUGUAGCCGGAGCCAUGAAGAGCUUCUUUUCUGAGCUGCCAGACCCGUUGGUGCCCUACAACAUGCAGGUGGAGCUGGUGGAGGCCUUCAAGAUCAAUGAUCGGGAGCAACGGUUCCUCGCCAUGAAGGACGUGCUGCGUAGGUUCCCCCGAGAAAACUAUGAUGUCUUCAAAUACGUCAUCAGCCACCUGAACAAGGUGAGCCAGAACAGUCGUGUGAAUCUGAUGACUAGUGAUAAUCUAUCCAUCUGUUUCUGGCCCACGCUGAUGCGGCCUGACUUCACCACCAUGGAUGCGCUGACAGCGACGCGCACUUACCAGACAAUCAUCGAGACUUUCAUCUACCAGUGUGCUUUCUUCUUCUACAAUCAGCCCCCGGUCGACAACCCAAGUGGCCUGCCCGGGCUCCCAGGCUCCCCCACUGCCACCCUGUCCUCCACUACAUCAGUGUCUGGCUCCGCCUACUCGUCCUGUAACACCACAUCCCAGCACGUAGCCACACCCUUCACUUCGACUCAGCAGUCCCCACCCCAUUCUCCUCCCCCUACUCCACAGUCACCUAUCCAGAGUCUACUGCCUCCACUGCACCCACACCACGCACCAACGGAACAACACAUGCUGUGAAGCAGAAAGAAUGUAGAGAGAGAACGAAAGUGAAAGAGAUUUUCUGAAACGGGAAAAGAGCUGAGGAGGUUACAGAUUUACAGAGAUUACAUAAAUGGAGAUGGAUUCUUAGAAACAAGUAAAUAAGAUUGAGGGAAUGUGCCUGCUGGUGCAAGGGAACACGAGAGAGAGAGAGAGAAAGUGUAAGGCAUAGCGAGAAGGUCAAGCCACUUCAGCCGUGAGACACUCCAGUAACAUCUCAUCUUCCUCGUUAUUGAUCACCGCACCUGUCGAAAUUCUCCUCAUAAUAUAACUCUUUCAUAUAUACACAAUAGAUCUGAGAGCAUGCCCUCUUUAAGGUCAGCACAGGACAGACAUGAUGGAAGGUGUGUGCGCAGGAAGCCUGUGUUCCCUGGCCCUUCCUUAGUCACCUGAGAGGUGCUUGAGUAGAAAACAAACUUGAUAUGUGUGGAGUUUGGACAAAAAAAAAAAAAAAAAAAGAACUUAAUUCUCCACAUGGUCUCCAUAACCUGCUCUUACCAAUAGGAAAGAAGCAAAAUGUGGCAAGAGGCCAUCUUAGCAUUAGCAGCAUUUUUUUUACCCAUCAACCACUAUUAUCACUUUUUUUUCUUUUCUUUCUUUCAACAAAAAAAAAAAAAAAAACUGAUUCCAGCAAUUAAAGACACGACUUUAACUCUGUCAGACGUUUUCAUUCCUCCCCUUUGGAACGAGUCCCAAUUAAAGAACAUCAUGUUUAACAAAAACAGCCCGAACAAGAACUCGACAAACUGGAUCUGGUUUCAUUGGCAGUGGACUACAGUGAACCUUGGUACUUUUUUUUUUUUUUUUUUUUUAAUUGCACAGCAUUCUGAGAUUUGAAGUCUUUCUCAUUAUCUCUGUUCAUCUCUCUGCCCUAACAAAUGAGCCACAAUCUCAAAAACAUGCCUGGAAACUUGUUUUAUUUUUCUUCUAGCAGACAGAAGGAAUGAAAGUAUGUGUACCUUGAUUUGGAGUGUGUUUUCUUGGUGCAUCAGUCAGGGUUCAUUUGUGCUCCACAUUAAUAUUGAAUCUCAGUGAGAUUUCUCAUUAGAACAGACGUGGAAAGUUGAUGCACUAGUGAGCUGAAAUGUUCAUGUGUGUGCGUGAGUAUGCGUUUAUGUGCGUUGCGCGCCUGCCUGCCUGAAUGUAUACUUUAUGCUUGUGAGAUUUUGGCAGCUUUCAAAAGUGUCCAACAUACAGUUUUGAUGGAGAAAAAAGGAGACAUGAAAGUUGUUUGUAGAAGUAUUUGGGUGGGGAUUUUGGUUCUCUGUGUGUUCACACUGAAAGGAGAAGCUGCAUUGUCUAAAUAACCAAUUGCAUCGUUAAGUCCAAACUGUGCUGCACUAUUCCAUUUAAAACUUCCAAAAAGAUUUUAAAUCGAUUGUUGCUCAGUCAAAAACGCUUUGUGUCUGAAGGAGAACAGAAGACGAAAGAGAGACUUAAAGGGAAGACCCAGGCCUGUUUUUUUUUUCUUUUUUUUUUGGUAUGAAGUCAUUGUGCUCAUAUUUCAGUGUGCUACUGCCAUCUCCUGUGCCAACAAGGUACUGCAUGUCAGACUCAGUCUUCAUUUUUUAAAAUCUACUGCAGACACAAUCCAUCCUGAUCUUCCUCAUUAGAAGUGCUUGAUGCACUUUAAAUCACAGUUCUUAUUCACACCACAUCACCGGUGAUAAAUCCUGAUGGGCCCGGGUUCCUCAACAACACACUUCUCAGCACUUCAUCAUCUUUGUAUUCUCAGGUCGCUGCUGCGAUAAUGGUUCAUUAACUAUCAAUUCUUCCUAACCGUCAGCUUCAUAAAUGUUAUCGUCAUGUCUGAUGCCACUCUGCAAAAAUCGUGAUGCUGAUACUCAACAGGCUGAGUUUUGGAAUUAAACAGGGAUUUUUAGGACUUUAAAUUAGCCAUUUUAAUUGACAUUUCUCAUAGUGUAGGUCUGUAAUUAAUUUCUUUAAUCUCAACUGCCCACUACUUCUGCCCUGCCAGGCAAAUCUUGACACAGUUUUUAUUGCCCACGCUUGUACCUCAGCUCUUUUUCUUCUCUUUUCAGUUAACAUGGUAUUUUUUGGGAAAAUUGGGAGAAGGAUCCAUGCUCUCCUGGUACUUUACAGUUGAUUGCUGUCUUGCCACAUUCUCAGUGUAAAUCAUAUGUCAGUGUCUCAAUACAGAGUUGAUCUUUAGCAGCCAAAGACUGCGCAAAAGGGCAAGUGAUCGACAAGGAAGGGCAUCAAAUGGGAUUUAAAAUGUGACGUUUCAGCAAUCUUAUGUGGCUGCAUUUUUUUUUUCUUUUGCAAAAGUGGUGUCUAAGUUAAUUGAGAAGCAAGCAAAACUAUAUUCAAAAUGGUUGUUUAUUUGUAUGUUAGGGGGUCUAACACUUUGCCCUGUAGUCAAUGGUGAUAGAAAAAAAAAUGUUUCUUUUUAUGUUUUAUUUUAAUAAUUAAAAAAAAGGCAAUUUUUAACAAUUUUGUGAAUGGUGUAAAGGCCAUAUGAUGUAGUGCAUGAUUCAACUCCAAGUCUGGGAGUUGGGACCUUCAACUCUUCGUAUUUAAGAGGACAAAAAUACAUUAACUAAAUAAAAAAAAAAAGAAUGGAAAAAAAACAUGAAGUAAACUGAGAAGAAAUAAAAAUCAUGACAUUAUUUGCUAUGGCCAUUUGUCUCAGUGGGAAUGGUGUACAAACAGUAAGGCCUUAUGUGAGCUGUAUUAUAGUUAAUAAAUCAAUCUUGUAAUAUG